AUGCCUGCGCCCAACUUUUCCCGAAUUCCUGAUCCUGUAUAUAGUGAUCAGCAGGUGCCCCUUCCGGCAGAGUUACCUACCGAGCCAAAGCAAGAAGCUGUCAAGGAGGAGGAAGAUUCAGCUCAGUUCAGCUGGGAGGAAUACGUAAGAGCAGCUCAGCCAGCGGCUGACCCAGCUUCCUCAAACCAGUUGCUAACUCGGCACGUUGAAGUUCCCGAUGGACAGCUUCAACUGAACCAGAAGCCACCGUUCUAUCCCAACACCGCCAAGAACGAGCACGAAAGGACUGCCGAGGGCUCAGAGGAAGUUGGCCCUGAAGUCAAGCAAGACAACGGUUCAGAGCUAAAUCCAGUCGCAAUCGACCCACGGCUGUUUGGCGCCGACUACGGCCAAUAA
Fusarium poae is the source of this 396-nucleotide messenger RNA. RefSeq lists its product as uncharacterized. Bases 1 to 396 code for a protein of 131 amino acids. The record is from RefSeq and is a predicted model, not a curated record. The transcript has a single exon. Lineage: Eukaryota; Fungi; Ascomycota; Sordariomycetes; Hypocreales; Nectriaceae.